This is a messenger RNA of Betta splendens (Siamese fighting fish), 889 nucleotides long. RefSeq names its product histone H2A. NCBI's taxonomy places the organism in Eukaryota, Metazoa, Chordata, Actinopteri, Anabantiformes, Osphronemidae. Gene Ontology annotation, cellular component: nucleosome. The record is from RefSeq and is a predicted model, not a curated record. The transcript has a single exon. Bases 154 to 540 code for a protein of 128 amino acids. Gene Ontology annotation, molecular function: structural constituent of chromatin; protein heterodimerization activity; DNA binding.
UCAACGUAGAACGCGUCGAGCUAUUGGUUAGGAUGCGCAGCAGUUUCAGUCGACCAAUAGGGGAAGCUUUGUGGCUUAUAUUAUUUUACUCGCAAAAGCCUUACGUGCAGCAUCAGAGCCUUUUGUCUUUAUCGAGCUGUCUGCGUAGUAAGCAUGUCUGGCAGAGGGAAAACAGGAGGCAAAGCCCGCGCAAAGGCGAAGUCUCGCUCGUCCCGUGCCGGACUCCAGUUCCCCGUGGGUCGUGUCCACAGACUACUGCGCAAAGGCAACUAUGCGGAGCGCGUCGGUGCCGGGGCUCCGGUGUAUCUGGCGGCGGUGCUGGAGUACCUGACGGCUGAAAUCCUGGAGCUAGCGGGCAACGCAGCCAGAGACAACAAGAAGACUAGGAUCAUCCCGCGGCAUCUCCAGCUAGCAGUGCGCAACGACGAAGAACUCAACAAGCUCUUAGGAGGUGUGACCAUCGCCCAGGGAGGAGUGCUGCCCAACAUACAGGCUGUUCUCCUCCCCAAGAAGACGGAGAAGCCGGCCAAAAGCAAGUAAAGGCUUUUCCAGAGGCCCGGAUUCGGCCGACGUUUUCUUUUUUUUUGUUUGGAUAAACCACCUUUAUAUUCGGGCACUGUUUACUGGUUUGCUGUGUCUACACUGGGAAUUUCAUUCGUUUACAUUGGGACUAUUCAGUCGCCACCGGUGUGUUCAUGGCUCUGGAAAAUGGAAGCACUUUCUACGGACUGGGAAUGAGGGCCGCAGGAAUAAAUCAGUGUGUAAACACGCUCCAGUGCUGAAAGCAGAGAAAUGUUUUAGCUUUGCAGAGCUGCUACAAAACAUAAUCAAUUGUUGUAUUAUGUCUUGGUGUCUAAAUAAAUGUCCUGUAGCCUUUUGUCACACUGCA